Molecule: messenger RNA, 1203 nt
Organism: Mycosarcoma maydis (corn smut)
Lineage: Eukaryota; Fungi; Basidiomycota; Ustilaginomycetes; Ustilaginales
Exons: 1
Coding region: 1-1203 (400 amino acids)
Source: RefSeq, a predicted model, not a curated record
AUGCCGAGCCUGCUCACUUAUGUUGGAAUCCCCAUCGCCCUUGCGGCUUUGGCCUACCAGUUCUUGUCCGGACCUGGUAGCAAAGCUCAUGAUGUAUUUGGUCUAGGCCGUCAAUUCAACUACACCUCUCACACCUGCACAAAGAUCCCGGAACUCGAAGCAUGCGAAGACAUGUGGCUCCACCGUCCGUCUGGCUUGCUCUACCUGGCAUGUUCCGACAUUCGCGGUCGACUUGCUUGGACCCCGGCGAUUGAUAACCUUGAUGUCUCUGGCCGUCCCAAUAACGACUACGUUGCUAUUCUCGACACCAAAGCGACGGGACCUAUCGCAAAGAGGAUCACCAAAGUCAAGCCGACUUCGUUCAGUGGAACGCUCAACUUGCAUGGAAUUUCUGUGUACGAAGUACCUGCUAAAUCGUCGGAACUCAAGCCGACGUUGAGGAUCUUUUUGAACAAUCACCGACCACCUAUCGAUCCGGUUUCUAAGACCGUCAUGGACGCAUCCAAGGUUGGCGCCAACUCGACAUUUGAGCUGUUCGAGGCUACGUUGGGCGAAUCGAGAAUGCGACACAUCCGUACCUAUGUUGGCGAUGCUAUUCGUACACCCAACCGUCCUGCUGCGGUAGGACCGGACAGUUUCGUGUUUACCAACGAUCAUCGUGUCAAAACGGGAGCUAGUCGAUUGCUUGAUUUCUUCGUACCUCGAAGCGAUCUUGGCUUCUGCGACACCUCGGGUUGCAAGAUCGCUGCUCCCGGUCCGUACCCUUAUCCGAACGGAGUCGUGAGGUCGUCCAAACAUCCAAACCGAUUCUACGUGCCCGCUUCGGCCGAUUCCAACAUCCGCGUAUUCGAACUUCAAUCCGAUAACUCGUUGACUCUGGUCGACGUCAUCCACACCGGCUACCCCGCAGACAACCUGACUGUCGACGAACAAGACAACAUCUACGCAGCGUGCUUCCCCAACGUCCCCAAACUCCUCGCCAAAUUCAAAGAUCCUUACAACAAACACAGCCCAAGCACCGUAUUGAAGAUCAGCAAGAACACGGGACAGGACGCCUUCUAUGGCAAAAAGUGGAGCGUGCAAAAACUGCUCGAGGACGAUGGAUCUGGUAUGAGCGGCGCUACUACCGCCUUGUGGGACCAAGACAACCAAGGCCUCUGGCUCGGUGGCGUUUCGAGCAUCACCAGCUUUUGCAAGCUCUAA